Lachancea sp. 'fantastica' is the source of this 468-nucleotide messenger RNA. The record is from the annotation of a GenBank genome assembly. Lineage: Eukaryota; Fungi; Ascomycota; Saccharomycetes; Saccharomycetales; Saccharomycetaceae.
GCACCUUCCUUGGUGGUUCGCAAGGUUUAGCUGAAGCUCGACAACUAUGUGAAUUGAAAUUCGAUUUUCGUCUCAAUAAUAGUUCUCGAUAAAAAUACAGACGAGAUUGUUGCAGGGGACGAGCUGGACGUUUGCAUGAAGAACGCCAACGGCAAGGUUUCGAAUUUCAAGCCCGCUUUUUAAUCAAGAGCUCAUAGAAUUUUGAAUGGCAGGGAGCUCUUGUUAUUUUCAACGUGGGUUAUCACGCUUAUACAUCUGUUUGAAUUCGAAGACUUUGACGAAGGAAAAUUAUGUGGAUUUUGGCAAGCCGAGAGCUUCUGUGGAACGGCUUUGCCACUAUUGGGGUUCGUGUCAGGUGGGAUAUCAAAAGAGUUUGCGGCCAUGAAUGAACUUUCACAAAGGAGUUUGGAAAGUCCUAAGUUGUUGCUGUUGGGAGAUGGUAGAUUGAUAGCGAUAUUUCUCGACUAG